Messenger RNA from Eutrema salsugineum, 1751 nucleotides. Its product is annotated as serine/threonine-protein phosphatase PP1 isozyme 9. The transcript is spliced from 4 exons. Bases 408 to 1364 code for a protein of 318 amino acids. Gene Ontology annotation, molecular function: protein serine/threonine phosphatase activity. The record is from RefSeq and is a predicted model, not a curated record. Gene Ontology annotation, cellular component: nucleus; cytoplasm. Lineage: Eukaryota; Viridiplantae; Streptophyta; Magnoliopsida; Brassicales; Brassicaceae.
UUCCGAUUUUCUGGCAGGAGGAGAGAGAAGAAUACGACCUAUCUGCACCAUCUGUUUUUUUUUUUCUCCCCUCAAUAUUCUAAAGCCGAAAGUUUUGUUUUGCUCUUCUGAAUUAAAAAAAAAAAUUACAAUCUUUAAAUCGGAUUUGUUCUAUACUAAUCUUGCCCAUUUGAUCCACUUCCCUCCUCCUCUGAGAAGAUUUCUUCUGGUUCCCUCCAUUGUUUGACCCUCUAUUUUGCCUCUUUCUUUCUCUCCCCCCCCCUUUUGUGUUUCCCGCAUUUUCUCGGGAAGAAAAAAGCUUGUGAUUUUCUGAUUCUCUCUAUCAAUCGUUUAAACCAUACACGGCUCGUUGUUUCUGGCCUGAUUUGGCGCAAACCCUUGUGUGUUAAUUUGGGAUCAGAGAAAGAAUGAUGACGACAAUGGAAGGGAUGAUGGAGAUGGGUGUGUUGGAUGAUAUAAUAAGGAGAUUGUUGGAAGGCAAAGGAGGGAAACAGGUUCAGCUUUCGGAGAUCGAGAUCCGUCAACUCUGCGUUAACGCCAGACAAAUCUUCCUUUCUCAGCCCAAUCUUCUCGAGCUCCAUGCCCCCGUUCGCAUCUGCGGUGAUAUUCAUGGACAGUACCAAGACCUUUUAAGGUUAUUCGAAUACGGAGGCUAUCCUCCUUCAGCAAACUAUCUCUUCCUCGGCGAUUACGUCGAUAGAGGCAAGCAAAGUCUUGAAACGAUAUGUUUACUCUUGGCUUACAAGAUCCGGUACCCAUCCAAGGUAUUUCUCCUGAGAGGAAACCACGAAGACGCUAAGAUCAACAGGAUUUACGGCUUCUAUGACGAAUGCAAACGGAGAUUCAAUGUUCGGCUUUGGAAGAUCUUCACCGACUGCUUCAAUUGUUUGCCUGUGGCUGCUCUCAUUGACGACAAGAUCUUAUGUAUGCACGGCGGCUUGUCACCAGAAUUGGACAAUCUGAAUCAGAUUCGAGAGAUUCAGAGGCCUACAGAGAUUCCAGACAAUGGUCUUCUUUGUGACUUACUUUGGUCUGAUCCUGACCAGAAGAGUGAAGGAUGGUCUGAUAGCGAUCGAGGUAUCUCCUGCACGUUUGGAGCCGAUGUAGUCGCUGAGUUUUUGGAUAAGAAUGAUCUUGACCUCAUUUGCCGAGGCCAUCAGGUAGUGGAAGAUGGGUACGAGUUUUUCGCAAAACGGAGAUUAGUCACGAUAUUCUCUGCUCCAAACUAUGGUGGAGAGUUUGACAAUGCCGGUGCAUUAUUGAGCGUAGACCAGUCUCUUGUUUGCUCUUUUGAGAUUCUGAAACCGGCCCCAGCUUCAAGCAGUAAUCCUCUCAAAAAGGUACCGAAAAUGGGGAAGUCUUGAAACUCAAUAAAGCUUUCCCUUGAGUUUCGUUUCAAAAGCUCAAGUUAGGCCUGUGCAUUUCUUCAGAUGUAGGUAAACUGCAAUGGAUCAAAGGCGACUUUACUUAGGGCAUCAACGAAGAAGCAUUUGUAAAAAAAAAAAAAAAAAACAAAAGAGAGACAGAGCAAACAAAAGUUAUUACCCAAAUAUUCUGUGUAUAGUUGCAGAAACGUCUCUAUUCCUUGCUUCUGCAGAUUUUCAUCUCCUUUUGGUCUGUUUUUUUUUUUAAUCUAUGGUUAUUCUUUUUACAUCCUAGUUUAAGUUAUAGUGUCUCUCCUCUUUUGCUUUUUGUUUUCUUGUAUCAUCAAAUUACCACAUUUCUUAAUCUUUCCAUAUUGAAUUGACUUU